AUGCGUCGCAGAAGCGAAAAAGGGGCUGGUAAGAAACCAAAGACCUCACCCGAGAAAAAAGAGAAAGAUAAACCAGAAAAAUUAAGGCGAACUAGGAGCAGGCGGAGGAAACAAUCUUCUUCUUCUGAAAAUCAAUCUGCAGGAGAAACAGUACCAACAGAAACUUCUGUUGUUUCUGAACCUUUACCGGAGAUUAUUCAAGCUGCUACGAAAGAGGAAAGUCCAGAACUGUCACAAGAGCAAGUUUGGCAUGUGAAGGCGGCAGAUACUUCUAGUGAUGGCGAAAUUCAGAAAUUAAAGAUUUGUCUCACACGCCCUCCCUCUACGCCGGAACGUGUUGAUAGAUCCCCUCGCAGUAAAAGGAAGCAUUCGCGUGCCACAAGCUCUAGCGAUACCCCUAGUGUCGAUGACGAUGAGAAAAAGAAACCUAAAUAUCGAACGCGAAAAUCAACCGCAGAAAUAAUAGAAUCGUCAGACAAAAAUGUUGAAGAACCAGGAGAUGAAAUGGAAUCUGAGUCUGAAGUUCAACCAAUAAAAUCCAGCUCUGAAAUCAGUCAGAGUAGUAAGGCUCAGGAAUCCAAAGAAUGCAUACCGGAUGAAACUCCCAUGUCUACUACAAAUGAUGAGGUCAAAGAAAAAGUUGUUUCUAAAGACAAUAAUGAAGAAAGUAUCAAUACAGGAGUUGAUGACAAACAAGUUCAGGCUCAAACGUCUGAUGCUGAUACAACUGUUGCAUCACCAAAACAAGAGGAGGCAGUUAUAACUGAGACAAAAAGUCCAGAAAGAAAAAGAAGCCCUUCAUUGGAACGAUCCGAGGUUCUGGAAUUGCAUGCUGAAGAAAUAAGGUGUGAAUCUUCAGAAUUAAAGGAACCUCAGGAAGAUGACUCAAACAAUCCAGGUAUAUUGCAAAAGGAUGCAGAAACUUCCCAAAAUUGUAGUAAGGUAAGUAUAAAUGAAGCUGAAAAUGAGGUUUCAGAACAAAAAGAGUCUCCUUCUGAGGUUCUUACUCCUGAUAGUAAAAAUGAUGUUGUAGAGAAUAACUAUGAAGAAAAAUUAGAAUCCAGCAAUAAAGUCGAGACCAACAUUGACAAUUCUGUGACAAAUACAGUCACUUCAAACGAAGAAAUAAAAAUGGAGGUUGAAGCUGCAAAACCAACAGAAGAUGUAAAAAUGGAGGUUGAAGCUGCAAAACCAACAGAAGAUGUAACUAAUGGGCAAUCUGCUCCACUUGUUAUAAACAGAAAGAGGCGUUGGGGUUCACGACCAGUAAAAUUACAAUCUCAAAAGUCGAUAACAAUUUCAACUGAUGUUCUUAAAGAAAUAAUACCAGAUGUCAAGCCCACUGAAUUCGAGGAAGUUAUUGAAGAGAGAAAACAUAAAAGAAUUGAAGUCAUAGAAAAAAUUGAAAGACCAGUGUUGCCAAAAAUAGUAAUUGACAAUACAGAAAAUGUUAAUCACAAGAAAGACGUAGAUGAAAAAGACAAGGAAAAUAUGAGAAGUUGUGACACACAAAUAGGUUCAUCAAGAAAAAUUUCCAUUGUAAAAGAAAAUGAUAGUAUUAUGUCAAAGCCACCAAGUCCACCGAGACACCAACAAUCAAAUAUUCUUUAUAUCACCAAUCUGGUCAGACCUUUUACUUUACCACAAUUGAAGAAUUUAUUGCAAAGGACAGGAAGAAUUAUUGAGAAUGGCUUUUGGAUUGAUAAGAUUAAAUCAAAGUGCUUUGUUAUUUAUGAAAAUGAAGAACAAGCUGUUGAAACAAGACAUGCAUUGCAUGGAGUGACAUGGCCCGUAUCUAAUCCUAAGUCCUUGCAAGUGGACUUCUCAACACAAGAAGAUUUUGAUAAGGCAAAAGCAAAUGAAGAUAAGAAUAAUGCUCAGGCCUCUACCAUUCCUGGAACUGUUGAAGAUUGGCUUCGCGAGCAAGAUAUGAAAAGAGAAAAGGGUGAAGCGGACAGACCAUGGGAGAGGAAGGCAGCUAUGCGGGAGUGGGACUUAGGGAAGAACGAAAAGAUUAAAGAGAAAGAAAAACACCCCAAAGAAGAGAGACCAAUCGAUAAGCGGAGACAUCGGUCACCUGAAAGAAGCCCUGAACCAGCGCGGAAAUUUAAAAAGAAGGAAGAAGAAGCACCUGCAAAACUUUUAGACGACUUGUUCAGAAAAACUAAGACCACUCCUUGCAUAUAUUGGCUUCCACUCUCUGCUGAAACGAUCGCAAUAAAAGAGGAGCAGCGACGGCAGCACAUGGCUGAAUACGAGCGACGAAUGCACGAAUCUCGGCGUCCGCCUCGCAGACAUUAA
This is a messenger RNA of Pieris macdunnoughi, 2301 nucleotides long. Lineage: Eukaryota; Metazoa; Arthropoda; Insecta; Lepidoptera; Pieridae. The record is from the annotation of a GenBank genome assembly.